CUUCCACCAUCUACCAUUCAACUUCGACCUCAUUGUUUCACUUCAUUGAGUCUACCCAGCCAUGGGAUUUGUGGCGUACAGUCCUCAGCUGAAAGUCAUUGCUAUUCACAAACUCGUAUCUGGACAAUCACCUCAAUCAAUCAACGAAGAGCUCCUUACCACGAUUUCGGACAAGUCCUUUGUGCAAUGGAACGCCUUGUACACUCAUACUCACGCGGUGAUUCGCAACCCGGCUACUUAUGACCGACGAGGCCGCCCAACGCUCUACUCUGACGAAGAUCGAGAGUUCAUGGUUGAACUCAUCAAUAACGAUCCCUGUCUGUUCCUUGACGAGAUUCAAGAAGCCAUGUACGAUCAUACUGAUCUACUGGCUUGUCGACAAACCAUCGCCAACGACUUGAAAGAACGUCUCUUUCUUACCGUUCACAAGGUCGCCAAAGUGGAUCCAAAUCAAUCUUCUGUAUUACAAGCGAGAUUCUCUGCGGCUAUUGCUCAUAUCCCAUCUGAGUACUUGGUAUUCUUAGAUGAGACUGGUUUAAAAUUACCAGAUGUACAACACAAUCACCUUCGGUCCAAGAAAGGCAAACGACCGAAAGCGUUGAAACGGUCGAGACACGGCUCUCACUACAGCAUCUUGGCUGCGAUUUGCGAGAUGGGCUUAUUAGCGGUCAAUGCCAAGCUCAAUGCUUACCGUCGAAACGAAUUCGAAGCAUUCUUGAAACAUGUUUUAUUACCUGUUAUGCAUCCAUAUCCAAAUUGAAAUUCGGUUCUGGUGAUGGAUAAUGCGACUAUCCAUCACCGCGGAUCAAUCGAAGCCUUGUGUGAAGACGCAGGAGUCUUAUUAAUUUAUACUUCGCCUUGCUCACCGGAAUUCAAUCCCAUCGAGCGAGUAUUCGAUAUCUUCAAGGCUUCGCUUCGACGUAAUGGCUUGCUUGCAGUGGCUCAAGACAAGUUGAAAUGUCUCAAGCAAGUUAUGAGUGAUGUUUGCACUAGCAAUUUCAUCAUUAGCUUAUACACGACCUGUGGUUACAGACCACGUAAUCAAGAAUGAAGAGGGGUAUCAAAGUAGAAAACAGUUGAUGUUGAUAAGGGUUUAAAGUAGUCUUACAGAAUAUUAUGAUAAAAAUUAUUUGUUGUUGUAGAUGUCUCUAUGUUGUCUUUGCAAAAGUGAUCAAUGAAAUGAUUUUUGUGUAAUUU
Molecule: messenger RNA, 1197 nt
Organism: Melampsora larici-populina 98AG31
Lineage: Eukaryota; Fungi; Basidiomycota; Pucciniomycetes; Pucciniales; Melampsoraceae
Exons: 3
Coding region: 62-760 (232 amino acids)
Source: RefSeq, a predicted model, not a curated record